GUGCUGAAAGAGAAAAAGUUCAGCUUGGUGGAACUUGUUCAUCUAUUCUUCACUGAAACCAAAGAAAUCUGCAGCUUUGAAGACUUCCAGGUUCUCUUCAUCUUGGAUGGUCUGGAUGAGAGUCGACUUCCUCUGGACUUCCACAACAAGGAGAUCCUGACUGAUGUUACAGAGUCCACCUCAGUGGAUGUUCUGCUGACAAACCUGAUUAGGGGGAAACUGCUUCCAUCUGCUCUGCUCUGGAUAACCACACGACCUGCAGCAGCCAAUCAGAUCCCUUGUAAUUGCGUUGGUAUGGUGACAGAAGUCAGAGGUUUCACUGGCCCACAGAAGGAGGAGUACUUCAAGAAGAGAUUUGGAGAUGAGCAAGCUUGCAAAAUACUUUCCCAUGUAAAGACAUCACAAAGUCUUUAUAUAAUGUGCCACAUCCCAGUUUUCUGCUGGAUCACUGCUACAGUUUUGGAGGCUGUGAUGAGGAAAAAAGAGGGAGGAGAGCUGCCCAAUACCCUAACUCAAAUGUACAUCCACUUCCUGUUGGUUCAGACCAAAAUGAAGAAGGUCAAGUAUGAAGGAGGGGUAGAAACAGAUUCCAACUGGAGUACAGAUGACAGAAAAAUGAUUGAGGCUCUGGCAAAAUUGGCUUUUAAUCAGCUGCAAAAGGGAAACCUGAUCUUCUAUGAAUCAGACUUGAGAGAAUGUGGCAUCGAUAUCAGAGCAGCCUCAGUUUACUCAGGAGUGUUCACACAGAUGUUCAAAGAGGAGAGAGGGCUGCUCCAGGAGAAGGUGUUCUGCUUUGUCCAUCUGAGUGUUCAGGAGUUUCUGGCCGCUCUUCAUGUUCAUCAGACUUUCAUCAACUCAGGUGUGAACCUGAUGGAAGAAAAACAAACAGCUGUGCCAAUAUUAUUCAACAAAUCUAAAACAAAAUUACUGCAUCAUAAUGCUGUAGACCAGGCCUUACAGAGUCCAAAUGGACACCUGGACUUGUUCCUCCGCUUCCUGCUGGGACUUUCAGUCCAAACCAAUCAGAAACUCCUGAAAGGUCUGCUGACUCAAACAGGAAGUAGCUCUCACAACAACCAGAAAACAGUCCAGUAUAUAAAGAACAGGAUUAGUGAGAAUGUGUCUGCAGAGAAAACCAUCAAUCUUCUUCACUGUCUGAAUGAACUGAAUGAUCGAUCCCUGGUAGAGGAAAUCCAACAGUCUCUGGCGUCAGGAAGUCUCUCUCAUGAUAACUUGACUUUUGCUCAGUGGUCUGCUCUGGGGUUCAUCCUGUUAUCCUCUGGAGAAGAUCUGAAUGUGUUUGACCUGAAGAAAUACUCUGCUUCAGAGGAGGUUCUUCUGAGGCUGCUGCCAGUGGUUAAAGCCUCCAACAAAGCUAUACUAAGCAGCUGUAACUUGUCAGAGAGAAGCUGUGCAGCUCUGUCUUCAGUUCUCAGGUCCCAGUCCUCCAGUCUUAGAGAACUGGACCUGAAAAACAACAAUCUGAAGGAUUCAGGAGUGAAGCUUCUGUCCGAGGGACUAAAGAGUCCUCACUGCAUACUAGAAAGGAUAAACUUGUCAGGCUGUCUGAUCACAAAGGAUGGAUGUGGUUUUCUAGCUUCAGCACUCAAAUCAAACCCAAACCAUCUUAAAGAAUUGGAUCUGAGCUACAAUCAUCCAGGUCAAACAGGAGUAGAAAUGCUUUCGGCAGGACUGAAAGAUCCUCACUGCAGACUUGAAAUUCUCAGAUCAGAGCCUGCUGGUGAACGAUAUUUAAAACCAGGUCUAUGGAGGGAUGCAUGUGAGCUGACAUUUGACCCAGAAACAUUACAUCCAGACUUCCAUCUAUCCGAUGACAACAAGAGGGCGACACAUGUGGAGGAAGCUCGCUCAUGUUCUGAUCAUGUAGACAGAUUAAGUGUUCCUCAGCUGCUGUGUUGCAAAGCUCUGACAGGUCGCUGUUACUGGGAGGUUGAGUGGAGAGGAAAAAUCGAGAUAGCAUUGAGUUACAGAAUACUCAAAAGGAGAGCUCAGAGUAAGGAGUCUCAGUCAAGAAAUACUGAUGAAUCCUGGUGUCUGAGCUGCUGUGAUGAGGGUUACACUAUCUCUCAUUAUAAGAGCAGGAAACUCCUUUCCACAAUGUCCCCUCCCUCCUCCGUCUCUAACAGAGUCGCAGUGCAUGUGGACUGUCCUGCUGGCAUUCUGUCCUUCUACAGAGUCUCCUCUGGCUCACUGAUCAACCUUCACACCUUCAACACUACGUUUACUGAUACUCUUUACGCUGGAUUUACAAUCUCACCUGGUUCCUCAGUGUUGCUGUGUUGAGACUUCAGAACAUCAUUCAUUGUGCUUCUUUAUCCUGUAAAUAUGUGUUAAUUUAAUUCAGGCAAUUAUUUUCAGACCGAUGGAUUUAUUGGGUCUUUGAAACUCUUCUAAAUAACUCCAUUAUCUAGUCCUUUAAAGAUAAAAGAUCCUAGAAUUAAAUUAUUCUAGGAUCUAGAUGUCAUCUUUUUCUAAAGCUCUACUUUUUAACAGAGAGCAGGCCAUCUUCCUCCUUAGAAAAGUUUUUUGCUGACAGAUAAGACACUGAUCUCAGAAAUUAAUUUUAUUUAAAAAAGCUAUCAUAUUUGAUCACUUAAACAGAUAAAUAAAAUUAGAAUUAUGCUACUUUACAUCAUGAAAUUCUUUCUUUCUGUAGUAUCUCGCCAAACAAACUCAAUAGCCUAUGAGUUGAUGUUUUUCAGAUUCAAAUACAGAGGUGUCAAAAGUAUUAAUAAAUAUUAUUCAAGCAGAAGUAAAAAUCCUGCUGUUUAAAAACACUUUUGUAAAAGUUAGAGGAUUAUCUUCAGCUUUUUACUCCAGUAA
Cyprinodon variegatus (sheepshead minnow) is the source of this 2844-nucleotide messenger RNA. RefSeq names its product protein NLRC3-like. The transcript is spliced from 5 exons. The record is from RefSeq and is a predicted model, not a curated record. The annotation marks the transcript as partial. Gene Ontology annotation, molecular function: protein binding. Lineage: Eukaryota; Metazoa; Chordata; Actinopteri; Cyprinodontiformes; Cyprinodontidae.